UUGUCUUGACCCUUUGACGUGUUAUCUUUUACGAGUUAUAAAAUACAAGGCCAUACCCACAUCCAUUCUACAAAUGGAAUGCUCUUGCGUUGUUAACAUGCCCACAAAACACAUGCGGUCCUCUUCUUCCUUUCUCAGAUUUCUGCUUGUGCUCUCUCUCGUAUCUCUCAAUGUUUUGACAGGACAAGCAUUCACAGGAACUUAUGGGGUAAACUAUGGUAGGAUAGCUGACAAUCUACCUCCACCGGGCAGUGUGGUGACCCUUCUAAAGGCAGCAAAGAUCAAAAACAUUAGAAUCUAUGACGCAAAUCCUGAUGUUCUCACAGCCUUCAAAGGAUCUGGAAUUGAAAUAAUGGUUUGUUUGCCAAAUGAACUUCUGAUCGAGGUCAGUGUCGGCGAGCAACGUGCCAUGGAUUGGAUAAAAGAAAAUGUGCAGCCAUACCUUCCUGGAACAUCUAUACGAGGAAUUUCAAUCGGGAAUGAGAUCUUGGGUGUUACUCCAAUUGAAAUAUGGGAGGCCUUGUUGCCUGCAUCAAAGAACAUUUACACUGCUCUUGACCGGCUGGGCUUGACAAAAGUGGUUCAGGUCUCAAGCCCACAUUCAGAGGCUGUUUUCGCCAAUUCAUUUCCGCCAUCCUCAUGUACUUUCAGAGAUGAUAUUCUUCCAUUCAUGAAGCCACUUCUGCAAUUCUUCUCGCAGAUUGGUUCUCCUUUUUAUAUAAAUGCUUAUCCAUUUCUGGCUUACAAGAGUGACCCUGAGCAUAUUGAUAUUAACUAUGCCCUCUUCAAAUCAAAUAAAGGAAUUUAUGAUGCAAAGACUAAAUUACACUAUGAUAACAUGUUUGAUGCCCAGGUUGAUGCAGCUUAUGCUGCUUUAGAAAAGGUUGGGUUUGGUAAGAUGGAGGUCAUUGUUUCUGAAACUGGUUGGGCUUCUAAAGGAGACGAUAAUGAAGCAGGCGCCACAGUGGCAAAUGCAAGGGCAUAUAAUAAAAAUUUGCGAAAACGGCUACUCAAAAAGAAAGGUACCCCCUACAGGCCAAAGAAACCUGUGAGGGCUUAUAUUUUUGCUUUGUUCAAUGAGAACUUGAAAUUUGGGCCAACUUCCGAGAGGAACUUUGGGUUGUUUAAAGCUGAUGGGAGCAUUGCAUAUGACAUUGGAUUCACAGGACUUGUCCCUUCUUCAGCAACCUCAUCUCUGAUCACUUUCAAGGGGAUUGGAUUAUCAAACUCGCUGAUUUUUACUAGUGCUACACUGCUGCUACUGAUAUUAACAUUGUAAUUAGUCAAAAGGUCAGGGCCUAUGUUCUUCGAGAUGGUCAGCCAGCUCAGGGAAGAAAUUCAAGGUCUUGGAUUCAUAAUUGUUGUAACAUUCGUUGUAUAGCCAAUUCAAUUUAUUCUUGUAUUAACAAACAUUCUUGAAAUAGUUGAUGACUCCAAUAUUGCC
This is a messenger RNA of Quercus lobata, 1444 nucleotides long. Its product is annotated as glucan endo-1,3-beta-glucosidase 14-like. Gene Ontology annotation, molecular function: hydrolase activity, hydrolyzing O-glycosyl compounds. Bases 74 to 1279 code for a protein of 401 amino acids. NCBI's taxonomy places the organism in Eukaryota, Viridiplantae, Streptophyta, Magnoliopsida, Fagales, Fagaceae. Gene Ontology annotation, biological process: carbohydrate metabolic process. The transcript has 3 exons. The record is from RefSeq and is a predicted model, not a curated record.